Messenger RNA from Ruditapes philippinarum (Manila clam), 3010 nucleotides. RefSeq lists its product as uncharacterized. The record is from RefSeq and is a predicted model, not a curated record. The transcript is spliced from 3 exons. Bases 135 to 1157 code for a protein of 340 amino acids. NCBI's taxonomy places the organism in Eukaryota, Metazoa, Mollusca, Bivalvia, Venerida, Veneridae.
UCAGAAAAUAGUAACUACAUGUAGUCCAAGGGUUAAAUUAACGGUUGUUCUAUAUACAACCAGUUAAUGUUAUCUGCUAAGUGUAUUGAUUUUGCUGCGUAAAAAUACUUUAUUUAAAUAUUUGAAAGUUAAGAAUGUUGAAAAUGGCGAAUUUACUUGUAAAUAUGUUUGUUAUAUGGAUAUUUUGUACAAAUUAUGUUUUGGUGGAAGAACCAGGAACUCGGGAGGAAACAACUGAGGGUAAAACUCCUGUAUUUUCGCCUGACGAAAGGUACCAGGAUUUAUUUCCCCUGACAAAUGAAAAUUUUACGAAAAAUCUGUUAAGGAACCGAGAUCCAUGGAUACUAAUUUUUCAUGAUGGAUCUGUGGAGAAGGAGUGGAAGACAAUGGCAACACAUCUACGUGGUUUAUGCUGGUUUGGACUUGUAGAUGUUACCGCUGAGAAAGAUUUACUUGAUACACUUGAAUAUGAUUCUUCUCGCGACCUUGCGAGAUUUUAUCCAUACGGUGACAGGAAAACGAAGGAAAGAAACUGGCGUCGAGUAAAUAACCAGAACGAGGCUCGUGUUGAAGCAUUGGCAUCACUUCCGGAUAAAACUCAAAGAAUUUCGGGAGAUAGUAUACGUGAUCUCUUGCUUGAAUCUUUCACCUCACUACCGUCAAAGUUUCCAGCUUAUAUUAUUACGGACGAGGACGAAACACCCACGGUAUUCAAAGCCAUUGCAAAAAGAUUUGAAAAGUAUUUCUUGUUUGGAAGACUCGUUCGCCCUACUAGCGAAGAUUUACAUAGUCUUGGACUAAAAGGCGUGUACAUAAAUCCCCCGGAACUGUUUGUUAUUGUUACCAAGAAUGGAGAAGCUGAUCAGAUUGAUGCUAUCAGAUUUGAAGAAGAAAAAUUUGGAAAAAUGAACUACACAUCUAUUUUACAAUUCUUAUUCGUUAUCAAUGGAAACUUUAGACAUGACCUUCCGGGCAACAAUAUGGCGCAGAAUCAACAGGAAGCGGAAAUGGCAGAUGUCAUACAAAUCGAAGAGAAACGUUUUGAAAUUUUACGUGAUGUAAAAGAACGCUCGAAAGAAAAACCAAGUGUUGAGGACGAAUCAAAUGGUUUUAACAUUAAAAUAAGUAAGCAUGUCGGAUUUAAAGAUGAGCUGUAGAUAAAAAAAGAUAUUUUAUAUACUUAUCGCUGUAAAGGAAAACGUUUGUUUGUCCAUUAUUUCCUUUUCUUUUAAUGUAACGGAACAAAAUGAUUUAACGCAAAAAGGAAUUUCUAAAAUGUGUGUGCAUGUCUCAAGAAAGAGCAAAAGGGACUGAAGUUGAAUUGCAAAGAGUACAGCUGGUUGAUUGGCAUCGUGCAAUUUAUUAAUGGCGUUGCUUCCUGUAACCCUCGAACUACACUUCCCAUGAAAGUGAUAAAUAAUCAUUUACUUAUAUACUUGCAAUUUACUGACAUUCCCAUGAAUAUAUUCAUUUGUACUAAAUAUACGCUGAAAUACAUCUUCGAGUAUUCGGAAAAUGGUCAUGGAAGGAGCGUGCAAUAAAUUUAAAGCAUAUAUAGAUCUACAUGAAUUUACAUAAAAAUGUAAAAAAGUGACUUCAUAUAUUUAUCAAAAGAACCAAACAUAUUUUCUGCGUAUAUUUUAUACCCAGUUUUGCUUGUAUGCACAUACAUCCUAAAUAGUUAACUAUUCAACAGAAAAUUGUCAUCUUUAUAUGUAUCACAGUAAACGUGCAUUAUUUGUUAGUCAUCUAAAUUGUAAAAAAGCACACCUGUAAAAAAUGUAAAAAAAAAGAAGAAAUCGUCUGAAUUAUUUCAACAACCAUGUUAGUGACCUGUUCAUCGAAUUCAACACUUUAAUGUUGCUUUAUAUCAUUUAAUGCUUGACAUGAUAACAUAUUGGUGAUAUAAAUCAUACAUUGAAGCAUGUUUGACCACAACUGUGACUGAUACUCGACCUAUCUAUCGUACGAAUUUUCAUAAUACAGCACGUUUGUAGUGUCGUUUUUUCAUUGAUAAAUCGUGACGUUUAAGUUAACUGUAUACAUGGCUGUUGUCAAUAAAAUUUAAUGAAGUAUUUUCAUUUUUUCCCCAAAAUAAAAAAUAGUAUGUUAUAUAAAAAAAAUAUUAUAAAGAUUCUUGACACCUUAUAUGGCUGUUUUUAAACUGUUGUUUUGCAAUAUAACCCUCGCCUGUCAGCUUUUACUUGCAAACUGCCAUUUUUGUAAAGACCUUACUGGUCAAACAUCUUCAUUAUAUAAAUAAUAAUAGAAAUAAACCUCAUCAAAUGCUGAGCUGUUAACGCUGUGAAUUUUACAGAUACUAAAUUUUAAUAUAUUUACAUACAAUAACAAAUUCAAGUUUUAUCGUAUAGUUUAUAAGGUCAAAUUGUUAUCCGAACAGUAAAUAUGUGUUUUGGUACAGCGCCAAAAUGGUGUGUAUCCAUGUUAUAUUUCAUAAAUAUGUAAAUAUAAAUAAAUAAACUGCGGCAAAACACUGCAAUGUUAAUUUGACUCAACUUAAUUACAUUUAUUUAGACUUACAUAGGAAAACACUUUUAAGUUUUCUCUAUAUAUGAAUUGCAAAAACCAGAGUUUAGAUAUAAGGCAUAUAUCAUCACUCUGUGGUCUUUCACACAAGUGAUUUAACUAAAGCCCCCGGUGUCAAAAAAGGUCCAGUCUUUUUGGCCACUAAAUUAAAAUAGACUUAGAUAGUAAAACAAUAUAUUUGACUUUCAGUAUUUCCUGGGAGACUUCUGUAAAAUUUAUAAAAAUGACAACCAAACAUGACUUCAUUAAUAAUGUUUGCAUUGAAGAAUAUAAAUAUCUCAGGUGAGUGAUCCAGGACCAUCAUGGCUCUCUUGCUUAGAUAAAAGGCUAGACUCAUUGUCGGUUACAUAAUGAUUAAAAAAUGUCACAUUUAUUAACCUUUCCUAAUAUUAAUUUAUCAUAUGUAUCUUUCAUUAUUAACUAUCUGAUGUGUAUGAUUGAUAUAAAUAGUUUUAAAACUCUU